Messenger RNA from Larimichthys crocea (large yellow croaker), 1035 nucleotides. It is a transcript of the gene arl6ip4, whose product is annotated as ADP-ribosylation factor-like 6 interacting protein 4. The annotation marks the transcript as partial. The record is from RefSeq and is a predicted model, not a curated record. The transcript is spliced from 4 exons. Lineage: Eukaryota; Metazoa; Chordata; Actinopteri; Sciaenidae.
UCCUCCUCCUCUUCAUCCUCCUCCUCCUCCUCGACAAAGAAGAAGAAGAGUAAAGCCAAGAAGAAGAAGACGACCAAGAAGAAAAAGGCCAAGCUGAAGAAGCAGAGGAAGAAGGAGAAGAAGAAGAAGCUGAAGAAGAAGCUGAAGGAGAAGGAGAAGAAGAAGAAGGCGGAGGUGGUGCUCUCCAGUCCUCCAGCGGAGAAACCUCCACCUCCAUCCUACCUGGAGGUGUGGCAGAGUGAUGAGGGGGCAGUGGAGCUCGGACCUGUGAUGACAGACGAGCAGAAGGCCCGACUCUCCACUAAGAGGCCUCUCACCAAAGAGGAGUACGAGGCCAGACAGAGCGUGAUCCGCAGGGUGGUGGACCCCGAAACAGGACGCACCAGAUUGGUGAGAGGAGAAGGAGAGAUCAUAGAGGAGAUAGUCAGCCGAGAAAAACAUAAAGAUAUCAACAAGCAAGCCACCAAGGGAGACGGGAACGCCUUCCAGAAGAAACUGGGAAUCAACCGGUAGAAGAUGCCGUGAUCUGCCUCAAUAAGCUGAAUUUUAUCAUUUUCAAAUAACAGUUGCCUGUGAUUAAACUGUAUAGUGGUGAUGGUACACUAAUGAGUUUAAUCCAGGGUAAAUGACAGUAUUUCCUGUUGAUCGCCUUAUUAAAUCUAUGCUGCAAAGGAAAUAAGACAAGCAGAUGAGCUGGUGAGUCGAUGGAGAUCUGCCAUAGGAACUCUACGCUCGAAGUUUGCACACAAUGUAUUUUACAUUUUGUAGUUUACACUGAUUAAUGCUUAUUUAUUUUGUACAUUUAAGGAUCAGUGCUGAAUGAACUGAGUUUUUUUUUUCUGUUCACAAAUGAUGUGACAGUUCAAAUGUUUUCGUCUCUGUUCCACUUUAUAUCAGGCUGAUUUUAAAUGUUCAGUAUCCUGCUCGACUGCAACUUUUUCUACACCCACUCGUGGAUGUCUUCUCACCUUUUACAUCUCACAUUUUGUUUCUUGUUGGUUCCUCUGAAUAAAUCUGCAUUUGUGUGAACUGCAA